Molecule: messenger RNA, 1899 nt
Organism: Pipistrellus nathusii (Nathusius's pipistrelle)
Lineage: Eukaryota; Metazoa; Chordata; Mammalia; Chiroptera; Vespertilionidae
Source: the annotation of a GenBank genome assembly
AUGAAGGCGCUUCUGUUGCUGGUCCUGCCGUGGCUCAGCCCUGCCAACUACAUUGACAAUAUGGGCCACCUGCACUUCCUGUACUCGGAACUCUGCAAAGGCGCCUCCCACUAUGGCCUGACCAAGGACAGGAAGAGGCGCUCCCAGGAUGGCUGUGCGGACGGCUGUGCGAGCCUCGAGGCCACGACACUCUUCCCGGAGGUUUCGGCAGCUGCCACCAUCGCCUUAAUGACAGACGAGCCUGGCCUGGACAACCCUGCCUACGUGUCCGCGGCAGAGGAUGGGCCGCCAGCAGGCAGCCCAUCAGACUUUGGCCGGAGCAACCGAACGAGGGCACGGCCCUUCGAGCGGUCCUCCAUCAGAAGCAGAUCGUUUAAAAAAAUAAACCGAGCUUUGAGUGUUCUGCGAAGGACAAAGAGUGGAAGCGUGGUUGCCAAUCAAGCUGACGAGGGCGGAGAAAACUCUGAAAGCACCACUCCCCCUGAAGUCUUUCCAAGGUUGUAUCACCUGAUUCCAGACGGUGAAAUUACCAGCAUCAAGAUUAAUCGAGUGGAUCCCAGUGAAAGCCUCUCCAUGAGGCUUGUGGGAGGCAGUGAAACCCCCCUGGUCCAUAUCAUUAUCCAGCACAUCUAUCGUGACGGGGUGAUUGCCAGAGACGGCCGGCUACUGCCAGGAGACAUCAUACUAAAGGUCAACGGGAUGGACAUCAGCAACGUCCGCCACAGCUACGCCGUGCGCCUGCUGCGGCAGCCCUGCCGGGCGCUGUGGCUCACGGUGCUGCGGGAGCAGAAGUUCCGGAGCAGGAGCAGCGGGCCGGCGCCGGACAGCCACGGGCCCCGCGACGACAGCUUCCACGUGGUUCUCCACAAGAGCAGCCCCGAGGAGCAGCUCGGCAUAAAACUGGUGCGCAGGGUGGACGAGCCCGGCGUGUUCAUUUUCAACGUGUUGGACGGCGGGGUGGCGGACCGAGACGGCCAGCUGGAGGAGAACGACCGCGUGCUAGCCAUCAAUGGACAUGACCUCCGAUACGGCAGCCCCGAGAGCGCGGCUCAUCUCAUCCAGGCCAGUGAAAGGCGCAUCCACCUCGUCGUGUCCCGCCAGGCCCGUCAGCAGAGUCCUGACAUCUUUCAGGAAGCCGGCUGGAGCAGCAACGGCAGCCGGUCCUCGGGGCCAGGGGACAGGAGCCACAACCCCAAGCACCUCCCUCUUGCAGUCACUUGUCAUGAGAAGGUCGUUAGUAUCCGAAAAGACCCCAGCGAAUCUCUUGGGAUGACUGUUUCAGGGGGAGCAUCACACAGUGAGUGGGAUUUGCCUAUCUACGUCAUCAGUGUUGAACCCGGAGGAGUCAUAAGCAGAGAUGGAAGAAUAAAAACAGGUGACAUUUUGUUGAAUGUGAAUGGGGUUGAACUAACAGAGGUCAGCCGGAACAAGGCCGUUGCAUUAUUGAAAAGCACAUCCUCCUCGAUGGUUCUUAAAGCUUUGGAAGUCAAACAAUGUGAGUCCCAGGAAGAAUGCAACAGCCCAACAGCUCUGGACUCCAACCACAACAUGGCCCCACCCAGUGACUGGUCCCCCUCCUGGGUCAUGUGGCUGGAAUUACCAUGGUACCUGUAUAACUGCAAAGAUGUUGUAUUACGAAGAAACACAGCUGGAAGUCUGGGCUUCUGCAUUGUAGGAGGUUAUGAAGAAUACAAUGGGAACAAACCUUUUUUUAUCAAAUCCAUUGUUGAAGGAACACCAGCAUAUAAUGAUGGAAGAAUUAGAUGUGGUGACAUUCUUCUUGCUGUCAAUGGUAAAAGUACAUCUGGAAUGAUACAUGCUUGCUUGGCAAGGAUGUUAAAAGAACUUAAAGGGAAAAUCACUCUCACUAUCGUUUCUUGGCCUGGCACAUUUUUAUAG